Molecule: messenger RNA, 1470 nt
Organism: Penicillium daleae
Lineage: Eukaryota; Fungi; Ascomycota; Eurotiomycetes; Eurotiales; Aspergillaceae
Exons: 3
Coding region: 1-1470 (489 amino acids)
Source: RefSeq, a predicted model, not a curated record
AUGUCUGCGGAUUUGCUGGCAGAGUUCGGCCAGGGUUCUGGUCCCGCGCAGAGCUCUGAACACCCGCCUCAGCCAGCACGGCCACCAACAAACUCCCUGAUCGACGGGUUUGGCCAAUCAGAUGACAUUUUCUUCGGCGAUGCCUCAAAGACCUCGCAAGAACGACAUCAAGGCCCUCAUAUAUAUACACCACAGAGUCACUAUGCGCCCACAGUCGCACAACCUGCUGUCUAUCCAUCAUUUGAUCUCCCUCGACCGCAUGACAGUGAUGUAUUGUUCGAUGCUACAGAAGACAAGCCAACUAGCGAGGCCGAUGACGACGAAUGGGGUGAAUUUGAAGGCCCGGAGGCCACUCAGCAGAGCCAGCCACAGCAAUCGGCGUUUAUAACACCAAAUGCGCCAGCCACGGCACCAGCACCAGCACCAGCGGCCCAAUCUUCCUACAAUCCAGGUCUCGCUGGCACUGUCGACAUGCUCGGUGGGCUUUCAAUGGCUGAAACUACACCGGUACCCAGUCAACAAUCGCAACAUCCAAUUGGCAAUCUUCCACCUCAAGCAGGCUGGGAUGACGACUCGUUUGGGGACUGGGGCGAGUUCACCGAAGCUCAAUCCGCCAAGCCACUGCCACCAAAAACACCUCAAUUCCCAAUCCAAAGAAAGACGCAAGAAAAUCCAUUACUCGAGGAUGACUCCUUUGGAGAUUGGGAACCAGCCUGGGAAGAUGACGCCUUCGAGGACUGGGCCGACUUCAACGAUAGCCUAGCACCAUCGAACCCCAAGCCAACCCCAUCACGACCAUCACGAUCACCAUCCACAACAACAAAAACAACACCAUCCUCACAAAGCUUUACUCCGACCAACCAACAUCCCACCCCCAUCCAUCCUCCUCGAAUACCUCCUAACCCAACUAACAACCCUCCAAAAAGCAGCCCAAACCGCCCAAACCCAACCCACACCCCAAAAGCCCUCACAGCCACAAAAAUCCACAACACCCUCCACACAGCAGCCCGCAUAAUCGCCGGCCGCACCCACCGCUGGAAACGCGACACGCUCCUCGCGCAAAGCAUGCGCAUCGGCCCCGCCCGCGCCGGAAAACCCGGCGGCAUGAAACUCAGCGCCGUCAACAAGCACGAAGACGUGAAAGAAGAGCAAGAUGCCGUCGACGUGCUAGCGCUCUGGCGCGAGCGGGCGUCGCUGUUUAAUUCCGUCGUUCAGGCGGCGGGCCAGAAACCGAUUCCUGCGGUGCCGGACCCGGCAGCGUUAAGGGUUGUGACUGUCAAGUCGGAGCAGGGGGGGAUUAAGGCGGGGCAUGCUUGUGCGCUUUGUGCGUUGAGGAGGGAUGAGAGGGUUGUUAGGGUUGAUGAGGAAAAUGUGCAGGAUAGUUUUGGGGAGUGGUGGACAGAGCAUUGGGGGCAUACUGGGUGUAAGGUGUUUUGGGAGGAGAAUCGGGGAUUGUUGAUGCAGCGGUGA